This is a messenger RNA of Acanthosepion pharaonis, 3549 nucleotides long. The record is from the annotation of a GenBank genome assembly. Lineage: Eukaryota; Metazoa; Mollusca; Cephalopoda; Sepiida; Sepiidae.
AUGUCUCUUGCCACAGUUGAUAGUUCUCGAGAAAAAGCUUUAGCUGAUUAUAGAAAGAAAUUGACGGAGCAUAAAGAAAUUGAAGAUAAACUUAAGCAAUCAAGAGAAGAAUUGAAAGAGCUCACAAAGCAGUAUGAAAAAUCAGAGAAUGACUUAAAAGCACUACAGAGUGUUGGCCAGAUUGUUGGUGAGGUUUUGAAGCAACUAACAGAAGAAAAAUUUAUUGUAAAAGCAACAAAUGGACCAAGAUAUGUGGUUGGAUGCCGACGACAGCUUGAUAAAACCAAGUUGAGACCUGGUACUCGAGUGGCCCUGGAUAUGACUACUCUCACUAUUAUGCGAUAUCUUCCAAGGGAAGUUGAUCCUUUGGUUUAUAAUAUGUCUGUUGAAGAUCCUGGUGAAGUUAGUUAUAAUCAAAUAGGUGGACUUGGAGAACAGAUCCGAGAACUCAGAGAGGUUAUUGAAUUACCACUUAUGAACCCUGAGCUUUUUCAACGUGUUGGGAUCACUCCACCAAAAGGCUGCUUACUUUAUGGACCUCCAGGAACAGGCAAAACCCUUUUAGCACGUGCUGUGGCUAGCCAGCUUGAUGCUAAUUUCUUGAAAGUUGUAUCCAGUGCUAUUGUUGACAAAUAUAUUGGCGAAAGUGCUAGACUUAUCCGAGAAAUGUUUGCCUAUGCACGUGAUCAUGAGCCUUGUAUUUUGUUCAUGGAUGAAAUUGAUGCAAUUGGUGGACGACGUUUUUCAGAAGGUACUUCAGCUGACAGAGAAAUUCAAAGAACUCUGAUGGAAUUGCUCAACCAGAUGGAUGGGUUUGAUGCACUUGGCCAAGUUAAAAUAAUCAUGGCAACUAAUCGACCUGAUACACUUGACCCAGCUUUAUUACGUCCUGGGCGCCUUGAUAGGAAAAUUGAAAUUCCAUUACCUAAUGAACAGGCUCGUCUUGAGAUUCUUAAAAUUCAUGCACAACCAAUUGCAAAGCAGGGAGAAAUUGAUUGGGAAGCUAUUGUAAAACUUUCUGAUGAUUUCAAUGGAGCAGAUUUACGAAAUGUGUGUACUGAAGCUGGUAUGUUUACCAUCCGAGCUGAGAGAGAUGCUGUAAUUGAAGAAGAUUUCAUGAAAGCUGUAAGAAAAGUGGCUGAAAACAAAGUCUUGGAAUCUAAACUUGAUUAUAAGCCCCUUGUUAAGGAAACAAUGUCGUUUUUAGGCGUCGGGCGAAACCGGUGGAACACAGAGGAAGAUGAUUACUGGUCAAAGUCACAGAUUGAGAAAUCAACAGGGAAGUAUAACAUGUUUGAUGAUGCUAUCUCUGUGGACAACGCGUCGGUUUUUGCCUCAAAGAUUUUGUCCUGUCGCCAGUAUGAAGACGACGACUUCAGCGAAAGUCUAGAGUCGCACUUGGACCUCGGGCUUUCUACUACUACUACUACUACUACUGCGACAACUACAUCGUCAUCGUCUUUCCCCGGGGGUGGAAAACUGAAAAACGAACAGGCUAGUCUCAUCUCACGAAUUGGGACCCCUGCUAAAGCAGCAGCAACAACAACAACAACAACAGGAAGUAGUAACUUAAAAAAAGGAACGGAUUACUACAGGCAACCUUCGUCCACUCCAGCUACCCCAGGUGACGGAGUUCAGUCCGGGGCCGCCUCUUUCCACCAUGCCCGCACUUCUUCUUUCGGUCAUGGCCGAUCUAAGAGCGAUACGGGAACAACGGGUGGCAGCUUUAGUGUCUAUAAUACUCGGACCGAACUCAGUAUGAAUACAAGCCGCAGAAGUAGUCAACAAGAAGGAACUUCCGAUUACUCUGAGGGAUCUUACUCGAGCGAUGCAUAUGCCAGUAUCGAGGACAUAUUGCAACGAUCCACACCUAAAAUAUCUCCUGCUGCAACAAUUAAUAAACUAGAGGCCGAAGUUCAGUUUCUUAGACGUUCAUUAAAAACGUCAGAUCGAGAGCGAUGGUCAAGGCCGUUGGUUACCGACACUGUGAAAAGAAUUCGAGAUGGAGAAAUCCAUACAGGUUUAUUCAUGUAUCGCACCCGUGAAGAUAAACUUGAAAUUAUGGAUAAAGCAAUCGAAAGUAAUGAUGGUAACGUCAUCACGGCUGUUGUGCUUUUUCUGAGACAAACUCUAAGUGAUGAAGUUUUUCAGGAAGUUUUGGAGACCCGUCCAAUAGCAGUCAAUCAUUACAUUAGCCAUCUUCGAACAGAGGGUAGCUACCCUGAACUCGUGUCUUUCCUAAAGGCGAUGCAGCUGAAUGAAGAAGCAGCUAUGGUUAUGUACAAGCAAGCGGUUUGUAACAAAGAUUUAGCGGUAAAAUUUGAUAGUCUCAAGAGGUGUCUACGAGAGUACAAGUCACACUGUCCUAACAUGUCAUCAGAAACGUGGCUUGUAGAACAACAGCUCGCAUUACUUGAAUGGCAAAAUGCUGUAGACAGUAUGGAUAGUAAAAACGCAACGGACACCCGUUAUUCAAUCUUCCAGGAAGUUCCUCGUCCACUCAAUCUAGUCACAUCAUCUGUUGUAGCAUCCGUUUAUUACAGCUGUUUGUAUCAUUAUAACAACAAAGAAACGGAUUUCGCCAGUCCGUUACAUUUUCGAAAAAAGCACGCCCUCACCGAGAAGCAGUUCUUGUGGCCAGCACUGGCUGCACGAGCUCGGGUAUAUGAGCGAGCAAUUAAUGUAAAAAUUAUCUAUCUAUCUAUCUAUCUAUCUAUCUAUCUAUCUAUCUAUCUAUCUAUCUAUCUAUCUAUCUAUUCUUCAUCUUUAUCUCCCCUCGUCACAAGUGUCAGUAACCGGUGUCUGUCUCUCUUAAUGCAUUUCCUUGUACUGAAAAACGGAUAUAGUAAAGUGUACGUCCUGAUGCGUGCAUCAGACUUCAAGGAAAUUCGUCUUCUUCUUUCUCUGUUAAACCUCUUUGUUCUUUCUUUUUCUUUCUCUGUUAAACCUCUUUGUUCUUUCUUUUUCUUUCUCUCUUUGACUUGCGUAAUAAAAUCUGAAAUUGUAUUCAUUCAUUAUCUAUCUAUCUAUCUAUCUAUCUAUCUAUCUAUCUAUCUAAGUUUGUUCGUAUCUAUCUAUCUAUCUAUCUAUUGUUCUAUCUAUCUAUCUAUCUAUCUAUCUAUCUAUCGAAGUUUGUUCGUAUCUAUCUAUCAUUAUCUAUCUAUCUAUCUAUCUAUCUAUCUAUCUAUCUAUCGAAGAUUGUACGUAUCUAUCUAUCUAUCUAUCUAUCUAUCUAUCUAUCUAUCUAUCUAUCUAUCUAUCCUUUUUAUUCUUUCUUUCUUUCUUUCUUUCUUUCUUUCUUCGGCAGCCACUUACUCUACUAUUUGUCGCUCAAUUUUUCCCCGUUCCCAUAAUGCAUCUCAUAUUUAUCCCUACUAUCUAUCUAUCUCAUUCGGUUCAUAUCUAUCUAUCUAUCUAUCUAUCUAUCUAUCUAUCUCAUUCAGUUUAUAUCUGUCUAUCUCAUUCGGUUCAUAUCUAUCUAUCUAUCUAUCUAUCUAUCUAUCUAUCUAUCACAUUCGGUUCAUAUCUAUCUAUCUAUCUAUCUAUUAG